AUGGAAUAUGACUGGCAGCAUAUGAAGCGGGUGGACGGUCGGGAUGUGAUCAUAUCGCCCAAAUCAGCAGCUGGUUGCGACAGAGCAAAUUUGACAACAUACGGAUAUACGGGACCGAACCUUACCGAACAGGAUGGAGUGGCAACCAAUGGAGAUCAACCCGGAGAUGCUGAACAAGGAUACAGGGUGUGGUCUGAUGGAAGGAUGGAGAGAGCGACUAAAGAUCAACUUGUCUCUGGCUCUGAUUUGAAGUUCAUCGCUAUUAAUUUGGGACAGACUGCCGUGCGGUGCUCAGUGGGCUGGGGGUGUGUUGGUAGCUGGGGCUUCGUGGAUGUGUUGGGGCUGGAGGAUGAGGGUUCUGUGUCUUCAGUACCUUCUCCCAGCUGUGCCCUCAUGCUGCUCUUCCCUCUGACACAACAGCACGAGUCGUUCCGGCAGCAGCAGGCUGGGAAGGUAUCGGGAGGUACUGACCUCUACUUCCUGAAACAGACGGUGGUCAACUCCUGUGGCACCGUGGCUCUGCUGCACGCAGUCGCCAACAACCCCACCCACAUAGAGUAUGAUGGUGACUCUGCUCUGAAGAAGUUUCUAGAUGAGACGGCUAACAUGACCCCCGCCCAGCGAGCCACACACCUGGAGAACAACCAGGCCAUCAGAGAGGCUCAUGAUGGAGUGGCAGCACAGGGCCAGUGCAGGGUGGAGGCAGAUAAUGUGAACUUCCAUUUUAUCACCUUUGUCAAUGUGAAAGGACAGCUUUAUGAGCUGGGUGAGUGUAUGGCUGAGUCCCGGUGUCCCGCCCCGUCUCCCCGGUGUCCCACCCUGUGUCCCGCCCCGGUGUGUAUUUACACACUUUCUGUCUCUCUCUGUGAUUCUGUUGUGUAG
Oncorhynchus tshawytscha (Chinook salmon) is the source of this 882-nucleotide messenger RNA. RefSeq names its product ubiquitin carboxyl-terminal hydrolase isozyme L1-like. Gene Ontology annotation, cellular component: cytoplasm. The record is from RefSeq and is a predicted model, not a curated record. Gene Ontology annotation, molecular function: cysteine-type deubiquitinase activity. Lineage: Eukaryota; Metazoa; Chordata; Actinopteri; Salmoniformes; Salmonidae. Bases 1 to 882 code for a protein of 293 amino acids. Gene Ontology annotation, biological process: protein deubiquitination; ubiquitin-dependent protein catabolic process. The transcript has 8 exons.